This is a messenger RNA of Pseudoliparis swirei, 1210 nucleotides long. It is a transcript of the gene pts, whose product is annotated as 6-pyruvoyltetrahydropterin synthase. The transcript has 8 exons. Gene Ontology annotation, biological process: tetrahydrobiopterin biosynthetic process. Gene Ontology annotation, molecular function: 6-pyruvoyltetrahydropterin synthase activity. The record is from RefSeq and is a predicted model, not a curated record. The coding region runs from base 372 to 797 and encodes 141 amino acids. NCBI's taxonomy places the organism in Eukaryota, Metazoa, Chordata, Actinopteri, Perciformes, Liparidae. Gene Ontology annotation, cellular component: mitochondrion.
AUGGGGGAGGGGCCGGUCUACAUCCGGGGCCGUGUGAGGCUGGUCCCGGUGCACCGGAGCCAAUGGACUGGAGCCCGCUGAGUCACGGGGUCUGCAGGGCGGAGCAGCAGACCCCUUGAUCCGGCUCCAGUCCCUGGUCUCGGCUCAGAGGUCCCAGUCCCUGAUCCGGUCCCUGAUCCGGUCCCUUUACCAGUCCCUGACCCGGUCCCUUUACCAGUCUCUGAUCCGGUCCCUGAUCCGGUCCCUGAUCCGGUCCCUUUACCAGUCUCUGAUCCGGUCCCUGAUCCGGUCCCUUUACCAGUCUCCGAUCCGGUCCCUGAUCCGGUCCCUUUACCAGUCUCUGAUCCGGUCCCUGAUCCGGUCCCGACACCAUGUCCGCGGGUCCUGAGCCGGUGGGCUACAUCACGCGGGUCCAGAGCUUCAGCGCCUGUCACCGGCUGCACAGCCUUCACCUGAGUGACGAGGAGAACCGGAGAGUCUAUGGAAAGGUACACACACACAACUACACACACAACUACAAAGUGGAGGUCACAGUGCGUGGAAAGAUUAACGGACUCACCGGGAUGAUCAUGAACCUGACGGACCUGAAGAGAUGCAUUGAGGAUGCCAUCAUGACUCCUCUGGACCACAAGAACCUGGACCAGGACGUGCCCUACUUCUCCACCGCCGUCAGCACCACAGAGAACGUGGCCCUGUUCAUCUGGACCCAGCUGGUUCUGGUUCUGCCUCCAGACCUGCUGCACGAGGUCCGGAUCCACGAGACCGACAAGAACAUCGUGGUCUACCGAGGAGAGUAGCCCCGUUAUUGAUCCUCUACAGAGGAUAGUCUCGAUCAGGGUUAUUGAUCCUCGAGAGGUAAUUGAUCCUUGGUUAUUGAUCGUAGAGUUGAGCCAAUCAGAUGAUUAAUAUCUUGUAUUUGAACUUCACCAUCUGCCUUCAGAGGAAAGUUGAUCAAUAUUGAAUUUGUGUUCAUGUGAUUGAAACCGUGAUUAUUGAUCUCCAGGUGGUAACCAUGGCAACCAGAGGCAUGAUAAGUAUUCUCAUACAUGUGGACCAAAUGUAUCAACGUUUUAGAUUUGUUCAUUAAUUCAAUAAAUGAAACACGAACAUCGUUUCAGCUGCAACUGUAGAGCCGAGGACGAUGACGUCAUGAUGACAUCACCUGAUCGUCUUUGAAGGAAUAUUUCUCACAAUAAAAAGUUGAAUUAAA